Andrographis paniculata is the source of this 1832-nucleotide messenger RNA. RefSeq names its product F-box protein At4g02760-like. The coding region runs from base 107 to 1693 and encodes 528 amino acids. The record is from RefSeq and is a predicted model, not a curated record. Gene Ontology annotation, molecular function: protein binding. The transcript is spliced from 12 exons. NCBI's taxonomy places the organism in Eukaryota, Viridiplantae, Streptophyta, Magnoliopsida, Lamiales, Acanthaceae.
GCUGCUUUGCUAUUUACUGCUGCUGCUCCACACAAACGAAAUCAAAUCGGGGGAAGACGACGACGGCUGUACUGCGGAGGAAAGGUUUUCCGGCGGCGACUUAUCGAUGGAUGCUAGCCUCCUUCUCCGGUGCCCUGUCAAGCCGAAGCUCAAGCGCCCUUGCUGUGCUCCUUUCCCCGAUUCCGCUGCCGAGAAUCCGAAUCUGAAUCAGCUGGACGCGCUCUUGGAAUCGUUUCUCGAACUCUCCGAUUCGUCCUCGGUUGCUCUCGACCUCUCCUUUGAUCGCGUGCUGGAAUCCAGAGCUUACGAUUCCGACAAGAUCGGCCUGAUCGAGCAGGCGCUCCGCCUUGGUUCGGUUCUCACUGAAGCGGCUAGGCGAUCGGCGAGGAGCCUUGCUUGUAAGCACAACGCUGUCGCGUGGCCUUUGCCGUCUGAUCUUACUGUCAAGGUGUUCUCAUUGCUUGAUACACAAAGUGUAUGUCAUGCGGCAGCUACAUGCUCUUUUUUCCACAAGUGUGCUGCUGACCCGUCUUGCUAUUCCAAUAUUGAUUUGACCAUGGGAGUGCCUAAGGUCAAUAAUAUGGUAGUUUCAACAAUGAUCCAGCGAGCUGGAAAAGUUCUGCAUUCCCUUAAACUUGGGAUAGUCCCCUCCCAGCCUGUUGCAUUACCAGGUUCAUCUGAGGUGCUGGUUUAUUCUAUGAGGAAUUCCUCAGACAAAUCUGGAUUUUCUUGGAAUGAUAAAAGGUCUAGACAGGGAAAAGAAUCAUUUAUACUUACCAGGUCUUGCUUGGCUCCAUUGCUUGCUGAUGGUGGUGCUCCAGGGUCUCUUCUGAGAAGAUUGCAUCUUUAUAACAUUGAAAGAAUGGACAACACAGCAUUUGGUGCUGCAAUAUCAGCUUGUCCAUCUUUGCUUGAUCUAGAAAUUGUUGGCCUUCAUGUGGAGCUAAGGCAGACACUGGACUCAGUGAGUAGAUCUUGCCCUCUGAUAGAGCGACUAUUUUUCGAAUCAUCAAAAACAGGUCGAGACGACAGUUUGAAAUUACCAACAUGCAAUGAUCUAGUGUCAAAUUGCCCACAUAUUUCAUCAUUGGCACUCCGAGGCUUCAAGUUGCACGACAUUAAAGUUCGUGUACUUGUAAAGGGGCUCCGGAAUUUGAAGUGUGUGGACUUCUCAAUGUCCUACUCAAUUACUGGUGACUUUCUUAGAAAUCUAGGCAGCAGUGCCGGUGGAAGCUUAUUGGAGAUUUUGAUUUUACGGGAUUGUAUGCACUUGAGAGAAGCGGAAGUGUCGAGAUUGCUAUCGGCAAUUCUUUCAGGACGCUUCAAGCACCUUAGACACCUUGACAUAUCGAAUCGAGAGGGGCUGGCCUCGGACGAUGAUUGGUACCAUAGAUGUUACACCCCAAGCUUCAUGUCCUUGGGAGAAUUAUUGGAAGAGAGGCCUAAUUUGCGCGUUCUUGCAGAUUUUCCCGCGGAUGGAAGUUUUGUCGAAGAGCCAAUGUCGAGCAGCGACGUAAACAGUGAGCCUUUUUCGCAGUCGUUGACAUCCAGUCACACAUCUGAUGAUUACGUGUUCACUAGUUCAUCAGAAGGCAAUUAUAGCAGCGACCAAAGUAGCGGCAACGAGGACAACCCCGCCCCUAACCACCAUCCGAAUCUCGACGAAAGCUCGGAUGAGGUGGACUACUUGUAGCACGAGGGUGUGUUUUGAAUUAUUAGCACCCGAAACAUUACAGGUACGAUUUUACCUUGAGGCUCAUCGUGUUUCCAAAGACUGAAAAAUGCUAUUGACAUGUAUGAGAUAGUUAUCGAAAAUAAAUUUAUCGCUACCA